Molecule: messenger RNA, 613 nt
Organism: Melopsittacus undulatus (budgerigar)
Lineage: Eukaryota; Metazoa; Chordata; Aves; Psittaciformes; Psittaculidae
Product: visinin-like
Exons: 3
Coding region: 19-597 (192 amino acids)
Molecular function (GO): calcium ion binding
Source: RefSeq, a predicted model, not a curated record
AGUACAACCGGUAUCACCAUGGGCAGCGGCCGCAGCCGCUCCCUGUCCCCAGAGCUCCUCUCUGAGCUCCAGGCCUCAACCCCCUUCACUGAGGCCCAACUGCGCGAGUGGCACAACCGCUUCCUGCAGCAGCAGCCGGACGGGCGCGUGCGGCACCGCGACUUCCUGCGCCUCUACCGCCACUUCCUGCCGGGGUCAGAGGUCGCGGCCUACGCGGCCCACGUGUUCCGCAGCCUGGACUCGGACGGCGACGGGAGCCUGGACUUCCGCGAGUUCGUGCUGGCCAUGAACCUGACGGCCCCGGGGAGGGCAAAGGUCAAACUGCGCUGGGCGUUCGCGCUGUUCGACGUGGAUAGAGACGGGGAGGUCAGCAAGGGGGAGGUGCUGGAGAUCGUCACGGCUGUUUUCCAGCUCAUCCCCCCCAAGGAACGAGAGUCUCUGCCCGAGGACGAGAACACACCCGAGAAACGUGCAGAGAAACUCUGGGCUCAUUUCAACAAGGGGGAGAAUGAUAAGCUGGCCGAGGCUGAGUUCAUCGAUGGGGUCUUGGACAACGAUGACAUCAUGAGACUCAUCCAAUACGAGCCCAAGAAAUAGGGGGGGCCCAAAACCA